UGUAAGACAGGGUGGGAUGCCGUUUUGCCUUCUGGUCUUGGGAUGGAAUGUCUCUCUGUGAACUGUUUGCGUUGUAUCCAUCCGUAACAAGAGCCAGGUUGUCUGUCUGAUCCCACUGAUGGUGAUUCAUCGUAUCGGCUCUGAUAGGCCUCUCGACGACGACGACGCUCAACGGUCAAAUGAACAUUGGCGAAAAGCAAGCAAGGACUGCAAAUGUCCGAGUCCGUGAAUCUUUACCUCUCGCAACGAAGCAAAACCGAUGGCGCGAGUAAAUAAACGAUCGACGAUUUGCGAAUACGGCGGUCGAUGUUGGUAUCCCUAGAUAGAAACCCGGCGCUCUCUGUGCGAUGAGUGCCCAUGCACGCCAAGCUUGGGACGCUCUGGCCCCCUCCCCCGAGAGCUUGGGUCGCUUUUGCCCUCCUCUGCCCGCGCAAGCUUCCCAAACUUUCCUCCCCUCCAAUGUUCGGCCGCCUUGAGCCUCCUCCGAGUCGAGGUGUCAUCACUCUCCCGAACCGGCCGAUGCGGAGCUCUUCCUCGUGCGAUUCCCACGCCAACUCACUCCCCUUGCACCCGCCCGCCGCUCCGUUUGCUUUUGUGGACCGGGUGGCAUGCGAGGGGGGAUGAGGCAGGGGACGAGGGGAACUUGGAAGGCCAUCCCGCCCCCGUCCCAGUUCCCUCUUCACAUGCCUGUUGGGAAUGACGGGACGAUUAUCCAAGUAUGAAUGUCAAUCGAAGCUCUCCUUCAAUCUGCGCCUUCCCUUCCUCAUACUCCUUCGCUCCAAGGCCUGUCUCAUAUGUUGAGUUUUCUCUGGUGUAAAUCUCAUUGGGCUAUCUAUCUCAUCUGUAGGGUGUAGUCUUCACGGCCACCAUCUUCUAGUUAUCGCAUCCCACAACACUGGGCUUCACCAUCCUAAUAGAAUAAAGACUCUCGCCCCAACGCUUCAAGCCAACACCAUGUCGCAGCUCGGCGAGAAACCCAAGACGGCCAUCGUCGUCGGCGCCGGCGCCGGCGGCGUGGCCCUCGCUGCCCGCCUGGCAAAGGCCGGCUUCUCCGUCACCGUCCUCGAGAAGAACAAUUUCACGGGCGGUCGCUGCUCCCUCAUGUACCAGGAUGGCCACCGCUUCGACCAGGGGCCGUCGCUCUUCCUCCUGCCGCAGCUCUUCCACGAGACCUUCCGCGACCUCGACACCACCCUCGCCGACGCCGGCGUCGAUCUGCUGCGCUGCGAGACCAACUACAACAUCUGGUUCCACGACGGCGAGCUCUUCAAGCACUCGUCCGACCUCGCCGCCAUGAAGACCCAGAUCGAGCGCUGGGAGGGCAAGGACGGCUUCGAGCGCUACCUCAAGUGGCUGAGGGAGGCCCACACCCACUACGAGAUCUCCGUCAAGGACGUCCUGCACCGGAACUUUGGCAAGUUCCUCGACCUGGCGCGGCCCGGCUUUGUGAGGCACGUCGUGAACCUGCACCCCUUGGAGAGCAUCUGGAGCCGCGCGAGCAGAUACUUCUGGACCGAGAGGCUGCGGAGGGUCUUCACCUUCGCCGUCAUGUACAUGGGCAUGUCGCCCUUCGACGCGCCCGCGACGUACUCGCUCCUCCAGUACACCGAGUUCGCCGAGGGCAUCUGGUACCCCAAGGGCGGCUUCCACCAGGUCGUUGCGGCCCUGGUGCGCAUCGGCGAGAAGAUGGGCGUCAAGUAUCGCCUGAGCACGCCCGUGUCCCGCGUCCUCACGGACGGCCGCCGCGCGACGGGCGUCGAGCUGGAGUCGGGCGAAUCCCUCUCGGCCGACGUCGUCGUCGUCAACGCCGACCUGGUCUACGCCUACGGCAACCUCUUGCCCAAGACGCCCAGCAUCACUGACUACACAAAGUCCCUCCGCAAGCGCGAGGCCAGCUGCAGCUCCAUCUCCUUCUACUGGUGCAUGGACCGCAAGAUCCCCGAGCUCUCGGUCCACAACAUCUUCCUCGCCGAGGAGUACCGCGAAUCCUUUGACGCCAUCUUCAAGCGCCACUCCCUGCCCGACCAGCCCAGCUUCUACGUCAACGUGCCCAGCAGGAUCGACCCCUCGGCCGCCCCCGAAGGCAAGGACACCGUCAUCGUCCUCGUCCCCGUCGGCCACCUCGCCGAGUCCAAGGGCGAGUCCGGCUUGACGACCAACCCGAAGCACUGGGAAGACAUCGUCGCCCGCGCCCGCGCCGCCGUCAUCGAGAUCGUCAGCGCCCGCACAGGCUGCGCGCCGCUCAGCGACUUCAUCACCCACGAGACCGUCAACACGCCCCUGACGUGGGAGGACAAGUUCAACCUCGAUAAGGGCGCCAUCCUGGGCCUGACGCACGGCAUCUUCAACGUCCUCGCCUUCCGCCCGCGGACCCGCGCCGAGGGCCUCGAGGACGCCUACUUCGUCGGCGCCAGCACCCACCCGGGCACCGGCGUCCCCAUCGUCAUGGCCGGCGCCAAGAUCACGGCCGAGCAGAUCCUCGACGACCGCGGCUUGAGCGUGCCGUGGGCUAGGGGUUUCGACGGCAUCCUCAAGCCGCAGAGCCAGUCGCCAGGCAACAAGAAGCUGGACGAGGUGCGGUACGGGUACCACUUCGGCUCCGAGGAGGUUGCCGUCCUCUCGGUCGGGCUCUUGCUGGCCUUGAUUUACUUUUACAUGUGGCCCAGUCUGCAGCCGUUGUUUUGCUGAAUGUGUGUGAUG
Messenger RNA from Colletotrichum destructivum, 2700 nucleotides. Its product is annotated as Putative amine oxidase, carotenoid/retinoid oxidoreductase, FAD/NAD(P)-binding domain superfamily. Bases 955 to 2688 code for a protein of 577 amino acids. The record is from RefSeq and is a predicted model, not a curated record. Gene Ontology annotation, biological process: carotenoid biosynthetic process. Gene Ontology annotation, molecular function: oxidoreductase activity. Lineage: Eukaryota; Fungi; Ascomycota; Sordariomycetes; Glomerellales; Glomerellaceae. The transcript has a single exon.